AAAUCUGACAUUUCCAUUAUUUUAGGUACAUCACAUGUCGUGCAAUUGUUCUUAAAGGAUAUAAAAUAUCAAUCACAAUCUUUUAAUUGUAAGAAUAACUUUCAAGAAAUGUGUACUGUAAAUAAAUUUAAACAUACAUCGAUAAAUUUGCCUAAAGAUUCGAUUUCUUGUGAAAAAUUGGCUAAAGAAACAGUGGAACAAACUCAAAAGCAGGAAAGUUACAAAUUAACUAACUAUGCAUUGGUUCAUAAAAUUCAUCCAAGUGAUCGCCCACUACGUAACAACGUGCCAGAACGAGAAAAAUGUACCGAACUUGACGACAUAUUGGCAAAAUGGAAUAUCUAUAAACCAAAAAAGUGAUAUUGUAUGAAAUUUUUGUGUGAAUACGUGUCUAUUGUUACGAGUUGAAUAUUAAAUUUUAUG
This is a messenger RNA of Frieseomelitta varia, 423 nucleotides long. RefSeq lists its product as uncharacterized. NCBI's taxonomy places the organism in Eukaryota, Metazoa, Arthropoda, Insecta, Hymenoptera, Apidae. The record is from RefSeq and is a predicted model, not a curated record. The annotation marks the transcript as partial. The transcript has 2 exons.